Messenger RNA from Chaetomium globosum CBS 148.51, 5268 nucleotides. RefSeq lists its product as uncharacterized. NCBI's taxonomy places the organism in Eukaryota, Fungi, Ascomycota, Sordariomycetes, Sordariales, Chaetomiaceae. Bases 1 to 5268 code for a protein of 1755 amino acids. The record is from RefSeq and is a predicted model, not a curated record. The transcript has 2 exons. Gene Ontology annotation, cellular component: zeta DNA polymerase complex; nucleus. Gene Ontology annotation, molecular function: DNA-directed DNA polymerase activity; DNA binding; nucleotide binding. Gene Ontology annotation, biological process: double-strand break repair via homologous recombination; error-prone translesion synthesis.
AUGGACGGGUUCCGGGUUCGACUCAACUGCAUCGACCACUACCAGGCCACACCAACACGAUAUGACCCUCACUUGCGUCGGGAUGAUUACCGCUCGGAGCCUAACAAGCAACCCAAAGUGCCCGUCAUUCGCGUGUUUGGGUCGACCGAGACCGGCCAGAAGGUGUGCGCUCAUGUCCACGGCGCAUUCCCAUACCUCUAUAUCGAAUACCGAGGACCCUUAGACAAACCAACGGUAUCCGAAUACAUCUACGCGCUGCACUUGUCCAUUGACCGCGCCCUGGCCAUCAAUUACCGCAGAGACCAGCGUCGAGAGCCCCAGAGAUUUGUUGCCCGCGUGACCCUUGUCAAAGGGGUCCCAUUUUACGGCUUCCAUGUUGGAUAUCGCUAUUAUCUCAAGAUCUACAUGCUUAACCCGGUUGUCAUGACGAGGUUGGCCGAUUUGCUGUUGCAGGGGCUCGUCAUGGGCCAAAAGUUCCAACCCUACGAGGCACAUUUGCAGUAUCUGCUUCAGUUCAUGGCCGACUACAACUUAUACGGUUGUGACUAUCUCGACGCCGAAGAUGUUAGGUUUCGCGGCCCUAUUCCAGACCCUGCCGGCCCCGAUGACCCUCCACGCAUAUGGGAUAGCAACACCAUCUUGCCUGAGGCAAUCACUAAUGAGAUGAGUCUCCCCCGGGCCAGCCACUGUUCCAUAGAAGUGGACAUCUGCGUUCAGAAUAUCUCGAACCGCAAAGCCGUCAAGGAGCGCCAGUUACAUCACGAUUUUAUUGAACGAGAGCACCCCAUCCCCUCGGACUUGAAGUUGGUACACAGCAUGGCCGGUUUGUGGAAGGAUGAGACCAAGCGCAGGGAAAAGCAGAUGGCGAAGCUGAAGCCGAAGCCUGGAGGCAACCCGUUUCCUCAAGGAGCACUCGUUACCAUGUCUGCGGACCCGCGCCAUUCGCAGCCGCCGCCGUGGAUCCACGAGGAGGAAUACCGAGAAGUUCAGCAGUUGAUUGAGCAGGAGAACAAGCAGGAGAGGACAGGCUUGACCUUUUCCAAUUACAUCAAACCGGACCCGGACGGAGACGGAGUGCAGACCGUCAUCCAAUCUGUCGAGGACUUGUUCCCGGAGAACUUAUUACCUGCUCUGGGGCUCGAGCAAAAGUUGCUGCAAGGGCACACCGGCAUAGCCAGCAGCAUCCAGGUAGACGAAAAAAGGCUUCUUGAGCUAGAUGUUCCCGAGCAAGAAGGUCAACUCCUUCUCGAUGAUUCAGACGAAGAUCGCAGCAAGAAGGAACAUGAAAGCCGGCUUGAUCGGAAGUUUGAGGAAAAGAAAAGCCCUUUCGGCAUUGCCGUACCUUCUGCGUCUAAUAAAAAACCAGAACCGUUCCCCGGCGGUUUACAACAACAAUCGCACAGGCUCAUCGCGGAACUAAAGCGGGAAAUCAAGGGUCUCGACGGCGGUUUUGGUGUCAGUGGGCUUCGCUCUGGCAAGCGUCCAUCCAUCCCGCUGCCGAGGGAACUCCUUCUCGAGGCAACCACCCUUGAAUUAACAUCCAGGGAUGCUGGCGGCCAAAGGGCCGCUUCCGAGACAACGGGAUCAGGCGUUCUCAAGCGCCUCCCUUCAGAUCUGGAAAACGACGCUUCGGCGAAGCGGCUGAGGUGCCAUGAUCACCGCGAGGGCUCUCAUCAAAUUUCGGCUGAGGCUCCCCCACCCGGGCUGAUUGUGGUGGCCGAGAAACCAGUGCCCAUUUCGGCUAAAACGCCAGCACCAUCAUCUCAGCCACACAAGACCACUAGCAAAGGAAGCUCCCAGAAAUCACAAGGGAAUCAGACCCUCAACUUCCCGGUUGUUAAAGAUCCCCAUGAUCCUGAUACAAUAUUGAAACUCAGUCAGCGAAGCGCCUCGCAGCGGACUGACGAAUCCACAUUCAGUGGCUCGGCAAGAAAGCAAGUUUCGUUUGACCCUCUCGUGUCCAUCCAUGAAGCCAAGUCGAGCUCUACUACAUCAACAUUCCGGACACCGGUGACAUCGUCACCGUCCAAGACUCUGAGCACCCCUCCACGCCCGAAUAUCCAUUGGAGUGGGAAAACCACCAUGUUCCUAGUCAACAGCAGGCCGCCGUCUGUGGCGGAGGUAUGCUCCACAAUGCAGUCAUACGGGUUGCCGGAUGUCAUCUAUCAGGAUGCGUUUUACAGCAAGGAUGACGAUGUGCCGCCGAGGCCAAGAGAAUACGCUGGAAGGGAAUACCGGUUGGACGGUAACACUCUCCCCUACCUGCCCGAUUUCGAUCCAACGGGCCAGUCCCCGGCUACGUUCGGGGUAAAACCGGAUCUAGCACCCGACCUCGCCGAGAUGGAGUUGCGCUACGAGAAGCAGCAAAGCCUAUGUACCCUACGGAGCUGGGAGAUUGCCGAGCCACCUCCAACGUUCGCCGAAGUGAGCGGGUGGUGGGAGGAGAAGGAGAAAUGCAAGACUCAGAGGGUUCGUCCUGGUCGGCCGCCCCUGUCUACCCAAACCCAAAAGCCAGAGUUGUCGCAGAUUAUCGGGCCAACCCCGAAAAACACCCACGGCUUCAAGUACUCGCAGAAGCAAAAGUCAACCAGCGUCCAGCACGAGGCGCAGUACAUGAGCACCAUGAGCCUCGAGAUACACGUCAACAGCAGGGGGAAACUAGUCCCGAAUCCCGAGGAAGACGAAGUCCAGUGCAUCUUUUGGUGCCUGAGAUCCGACGAACAGUGCCUGUUCGGCAGCCAAUCUGACGACAACACCAUAACCGGGAUUGUCGUGCUUUCGGGUGACGGCCUCCUGGCCAAGCAGGUCCGCAACCAAACCUCUUGCCAGGUUGAUGAAGAGGCGUCCGAACUGGACCUCCUGGUCAAGAUGGUGGAGAUUGUGCGGGCGCAUGACCCGGAUAUCCUCACCGGAUACGAAGUCCACGGGAGCUCUUGGGGCUACUUGGUUGAGCGGGCCAUGCACAAGUAUGAGUUUGAUCUGUGCAACGAGUUCUCGCGCAUGAAGUCGGAGUCGUUCGGCAAGUUUGGCAAGAACGCUGACGCUUGGGGGUCCAAGACAACAUCCAACCUCCAUGUGACGGGCAGACAUAUCAUCAACGUUUGGAGAGCCAUGCGAGGCGAGCUCAACCUUCUGCAAUACAGCAUGGAGAACGUUGUUUGGCAUCUUUUGCAUCGUCGAAUUCCGCAUUAUUCGUGGCAGACCUUGACGGACUGGUAUUUGAGUGGACGUCCGAGAGAUCUAAGCAAAGUUCUCCGUUACUAUCUCAGGAGGACUCGCCUGGACAUUGAAAUAAUAGAGGCCAACGAGCUGAUUCCACGGACAAGCGAGCAAGCGAGGCUUCUCGGUGUGGAUUUCUUUUCCGUGUUCUCGAGGGGUUCGCAGUUCAAAGUCGAGUCCAUCAUGUUCCGGAUCGCCAAACCGGAGAACUUCCUUCUCGUUUCGCCCAACAGGAAGCAAGUCGGCUCCCAGAAUGCUCUGGAGUGCUUGCCUCUGGUCAUGGAACCGCAGAGUGCUUUUUACCCAAGCCCCCUCCUGGUCCUGGAUUUCCAGAGUCUGUACCCCAGCGUCAUGAUUGCGUACAAUUAUUGCUACUCAACGUGCCUCGGCCGUGUUGUUAGUUGGCGUGGCACCAACAAGAUGGGGUUCACCGAGUACAGGAGAAGAGAAGGUCUCCUGCGGCUGCUGAAAGACCACAUCAACAUCGCCCCGAACGGCAUGAUGUACACCAAGCCCGAGAUCCGGAAGUCGCUCCUCGCCAAGAUGCUUACCGAGAUUCUCGAGACUCGUGUGAUGGUCAAGAGCGGCAUGAAGGAGGACAAAGACGACAAGACCCUGCAAAAGCUUCUCCACAACAGACAACUUGCGCUGAAGCUCCUUGCGAAUGUCACCUACGGGUACACGUCGGCCUCCUUCUCCGGCAGGAUGCCUUGCUCUGAGAUUGCCGAUAGCAUCGUGCAGACGAGCCGCGAGACGCUGGAGCGGGCUAUUGCCUACAUCCACUCGGUCGAGCGAUGGGGUGCCGAGGUGGUCUACGGCGAUACCGACAGUUUGUUUGUCUAUCUCAAGGGGCGGACGCGUGAGCAGGCCUUCGACAUUGGCGCCGAGAUGGCCAAGGAGAUCACCGACUUGAACCCGCGGCCGGUGAAGCUCAAGUUUGAGAAAGUCUAUCACCCGUGCGUGCUGCUCGCAAAGAAGCGGUACGUCGGCUACAAGUACGAAAGCCGGGAUCAGACGGUGCCCGAGUUCGACGCGAAGGGUAUCGAGACGGUCCGCCGCGAUGGCACCCCGGCGGAGCAGAAGAUCGAGGAGAAGGCGCUCAAGAUCCUAUUUGAGACAGCUGACCUCAGCCAGGUCAAGGAGUAUUUCCAGUCUCAAUGCUCCAGGAUCAUGCGUGGCGCCGUCUCCAUCCAAGACUUCCUAUUUGCAAAAGAAAUCAAGCUCGGGUCCUACAGCGGCAAAGGUCCCGGCCCGCCCGGCGCCCUGAUCAGCACGAGACGCAUGCUCGAAGACGCCCGCGCGGAGCCACAAUACGGUGAGCGGGUACCGUACGUGGUCGUAUCCGGGGCACCCGGGGCGCGGCUUAUCGACCGGUGCGUGGCGCCCGAAGACCUGCUCAACGACCCGCACGCGUCGCUUGACGCCGAAUACUACAUCUCCAAGAACCUCAUCCCGCCGCUCGAGCGCAUCUUCAACCUGGUCGGCGCCAACGUCCGGGCCUGGUACGACGAGAUGCCCAAGGUCCAACAAGUCCGCCGCUUGGAGAUGACCUCCGCCGCCGUCGCAACCGUCAUGCCCAACAACGGCAACAACAACAACGCCACCGCAAAAAAGACGCUCGAAUUCUUCCUCAACUCCACCUCCUGCCUAGUCUGCAACGUCAAGAUGUCCAAACCCACCACCACCGCCACCACCACCACCACCACCCCUUCACCCACCGCACCCCUCCCAAUCUGCACCCGCUGCGCCGCCACCCCUUCCACAACCAUACCCCUCCUACGCAGCCGGCUCAGCGCCGAGCAGCGGCGGUACGCGGACGUGGUGAAGGUGUGCCAGAGCUGUGCGGGGUUUGCGCCGCUGGAUGUUUCUGGCGCGGUGGCGGUGGUGAUGUCCCCUGUGAUAGCCGGGACUGUCUCGGUGUUUUAUACAAGGGUCAAGCAGCGUGCGAGGGUCGGAGUGGAGGGGGCGCUGUUGGAGCCGCUCUUGGGGAGGCUUGGGGGGAGGAGGGGAGGGGGGAUGGAGGGAGCGGCGGAGGGGUUGGAUUGGUGA